CCCCUCCCACUUCCAGCGAGACUUUCGCCGGCCGUAAAGCGCGGCGCCAACUGCUGCAAAGCGCCUUGCGACAGAGCCCGGGGCUGAACUACAGCCGGCAGCCGUCCCCACGUUAAACAUUAGGCUAUCCGGAGCCGAGGAAGGUGGCCGCUGGCGUGUUUGACUUCCGCGCUCGGCCUGCGUCCCCCGGAGGUGGCUCGGAGCCGCCGCGGCCAGGAGGGGAGGGCCCGCGCCGGCGCCUCCCGGCCGCCAUCAUCCCGGCGUGCACCGCGGCGGCGGGCCGAGCCGGCCGCCAUGUUGCGAUAGUUUGUUGUUUUCGUCCUGAGGAGGAGCAGGCCGGAGGGCCAGAUACCCGUCGGCUGCGCAGCUCUCCGCCCCCAGGCCCGGCCUGCUGCCCCCCGCGUCUCGUCCCCCGCCGCGCGUCUCCGGGCCCCGGCUGGCCCGGCAGCCCCCCCAGCUGGCUUGGUGGGGCGAGGCUGAAGGCCGGGCCCAGCGAGCACUAUGGCGGCCGCCCUGGGUGCGGGCGGAGGAACCGGCGCUGGAGAUGAUGACUUUGACCAGUUUGAUAAGCCUGGUGCAGAGCGGUCCUGGCGGAGAAGAGCUGCAGACGAGGACUGGGACAGUGAACUUGAAGAUGACUUACUUGGAGAAGAUUUGCUCUCUGGCAAAAAGAAUCAGUCGGAUUUGUCAGAUGAGGAGCUAAAUGAUGAUCUUCUACAGAGUGAUAACGAAGACGAAGAAAAUUUCAGUUCUCAGGGUGUCACAAUUAGUCUGAAUACCACAUCUGGCAUGGUCACAUCAUUUGAACUGUCUGACAACACUAAUGACCAGUCUGGAGAACAGGAAUCCGAGUAUGAACAAGGAGAGGAUGAACUCGUUUAUCACAAGUCUGAUGGAUCUGAACUGUAUGCUCCUGAGUACCCGGAAGAAGGACAGUAUGAAGGCCACGGUGCUGAGCUGACAGAAGACCACAUCCAGUACGUGGGGGAGCCGGAGGAGGAGCAGCUGUACAGUGACGAGGUGUUAGACAUCGAGAUCAAUGAGCCUUUAGAUGAGUUCACAGGAGGCAUGGAAACUUUGGAGCUGCAGAAGGACAUGAAAGAGGAGUCAGAUGAGGAAGAGGAUGAUGAUGAAGAAUCUGGACGAUUACGUUUCAAAACUGAAAGGAAAGAAGGAACAAUUAUUAGGCUCUCAGAUGUAACUAGAGAGAGAAGGAACAUUCCAGAAACUUUGGAGCUUUCAGCAGAAGCCAAAGCUGCGUUGCUUGAAUUCGAAGAAAGGGAGCGACAGCAUAAACAGGGACGCUACGGCUCAAGGCGGGGAGGAAGGAGAGGAGGUUCGUCCAUGUGUCGUGGAGCGGGAGACCAGAGGAGAGAGAACAGUGAGAGGGGAAGAGCCAAGGAUCACAGGCCUGCCCUGCUGCCCACGCAGCCACCUGUGGUGGCGCACUCUCCGAGGUUAAUUCCUCCUCCACAGCCUCAGCCUCCCCCACCGCCGCCGCCGCCGCCGCAGCAGCAGCCGAUCAGAAGUCUGUUCCAGCAGCAGCAGCUCCAGCCUCUGCUUCCCCUGCAGCAUCCACACCAUCCCUCCCCUCCUCAAGGGAUGCACCUGCCGCCCCAGAUCGAGGCCCCGAGGGCGAUGAUGACCCCUCCUCCCGUGACUCCACAGCAGCCUAAGAACAUACACAUAAAUCCCCACUUCAAGGGGGCAGUGGUGACGCCCGUGCAAGUGCCCUUGCUGCCGGUCCCGAGCCAGCCGAGACCUGCUGUGGGACCCCAGAGGUUCCCGGGCCCUCCAGAGUUCCCACAGCACACACCUGGACCUGUUCCCAACAGUUUCAGCCAGCCCCCUCGGCUUCCUCUUCAGGACCAGUGGAGGGCCCCGCCGCCUCCCCAGGAGCGAGACCCUUUCUUCUUAGGAGGUGAACCAAGGUUCCCGAGCCACCUCUUUCUGGAACAGCGAAGUCCCCCUCCCCCGCCACCUCCUCCCACGCUUCUUAGCAGUGGUCACCCUGUGCCCACUCCCAGUCCCUUACCGUUCACCCAGCCUGGACCAGCGUUUAACCAGCAAGGGCAGCAGCCUGUGUUCCCCAGAGAGAGGCCCGUGAGGCCAGCCCUCCAGCCGCCGGGGCCGGUGGGGAUCCUGCACUUCAGCCAGCCAGGGUCUGCAGCAGCGCGGCCGUUCAUCCCUCCUCGACAGCCCUUCCUGCCCGGCCCAGGACAGCCCUUCCUGCCCGCCCACACACAGCCUAACCUGCAGGGGCCCCUGCACCCCCCGCUGCCCCCUCCCCCGCAGCCCCAGCAGCAGCCCCCGCUCCCGCCCCCGCUCCAGCCACCCUCGCAGCACCAGCCGCCGCCGCCGCCGCCGCCGCACCCGCACCAGCACCAGCACCAGCACCAGCACCAGCACCAGCACCACCACCUCUCUGUUCCUCCCCCGCCCCUGAUGCCCGUGGCCCAGCCCCAGUUCAGGCCUCACAUGCAGACGGGGCCGCCUCAGCCAAACAGCAGUCGGACGCAGUGCCCCCAGCGCCAGGGGCUAAGGCAUAACACGACUUCUCAGAAUGUAACCAAACGACCAAUGCAGCAAAUGCAGCCAACUGCUCCACGGAACAGUAAUUUGCGUGAAUUACCAAUAGCGCCGUCACAUGUUCUAGAACUGAGCAACAGCCGCUGCGCCUCCACACCGGCGGCUCAAGUAAAGCCGAUUGUCAGCACGUCACCGCCCACGAGGCCCGGGCUGGGGCCCAGGACUGCGCAGGGGAAGGCUGAUGUGAAAGUCAAGCCAGUUAGCCCUGUGGGCCGGCCUAAAGAGGAAGCAAAAACAGAGCCAGAGUUUCCUGAUGAAGAUGAAGAAACGAGGUUAUACCGCUUAAAGAUAGAAGAACAGAAGCGCCUCCGAGAAGAAAUCCUGAAGCAGAAGGAGCUGCGGCGGCAGCAGCAGGCCGGCGCGAGGAAGAAGGAGCUGCUCGAGAGGCUGGCGCAGCAGCAGCAGCAGCUCUGCCCCCCGCCGGCCCUGGCCGAGCAGGGAGAGCAGCUGUCGGCACCGUCGCCCACCAAUGGCAGCCCACUGUUACCCUUCCCGGGGGCACAGGUCAGGCCGCAUGUGAAACACAGACUUCUCGUGAAAAACCAAGAUGCCACUGUUUCGAGUGUUCCACCCAAAACAUCCAAUUUUGUGCCAUCUGGUGCUAACACGCAGUAUCAAGGACAGCAGAUGAAACCACUGAAACAUUUGAGACAGGCCAGAACCAUACCUCAGUGUCCAGCUCAGCACAAAGUCCUGCAGGUAAAGCCUGCAGACGGGGAGGGACCGCCACCCCCCUCGCAGACUGCUCGAGCCACGUCCCUCCAGGGCCGGCCCCCGGAGGCCAAGCCUGGCAUGAAAAGGACUGUCAUGCACCGGGCCAACAGCGGUGGCGGAGACGGGCCGCACGUCAGCGCCAAGGUCAGGAUGAUUAAGUUGUCAGGCGGGCAGGGAGGAGAGAGCGAUGGCUUUUUUCACCUGGAGGGCCAGCCUCAGCGGCUCCCUCAGCCCCCAGAAGUGAGACAGCAGCCUGCCCGCAAGGUGACGCUGACCAAGGGGGCGCUUCAGCAGCCCCAGCACCCUCCGGUGGGGGCCCACGUGCACUCAGCCGGCCCUCCAGGCAUCAAGAGCAUCCAAGGAAUUCACCCGGCCAAGAAGGUCAUCAUGCACGGGAGAGGCCGGGGAAUGGCAGGUGCGAUGGGCCGGGGCCGCCUGAUGCCGAACAAGCAGAAUCUCCGGGUGGUGGAGUGCAAGCCUCAGCCCUGCGUCGUGUCUGUUGAAGGGCUUUCUUCGUCCACUACUGACGCCCAACUGAAGAGCCUGCUGAUGUCAGUAGGACCCAUUCAGAGUUUACAGAUGCUUCCCCAGCAGCGGAAAGCCAUAGCCAAGUUCAAGGAACCCGCCCAUGCAUUAGCGUUUCAGCAGAAGUUCCACAGGCAUAUGAUAGAUUUGUCCCACAUAAAUGUGGCCCUGAUUGUUGAGUGAUUUCUGGCAGGAGAGCCUGACCGUAACGCUGCACACGCGCUGUGGAAUUUCUUCCUGGGAGCUGCCGCGCAGAGCCCUGCGAGCUUAGGUCUCUCCGUCCACAGCCCUGCGUGGCUGUUGUCCGGAGCGCCCAGCGGCCCAGCAGUGACUCCAGAAGAGCUGACCUUACGGGACGCGGCAGGCUCGACUCGGUGUUAGAUCACUUCACAUUCUCUUGUCACCACAAAGAACUACAGGUUUCGCUUUCUUUUGUUUUCAAAGUGCUUACAAUGCAUGUAGACAUCGUUCUUCGUGAUCUUAUGUAUGAUCGAUUACAGCGACUUAGAGUGAGUAAAGAACAUUAACGUCACAAAUUCUCAGUAGUUUUCACAGCAAAGAAUAUUUGAUAAUGGUUGCACUUAUCUUCAGUGCAGGCUAGAUGAGCGUUUUCUCAACCAGCUUCACUUGUGUUACCUUCUCAGAAAGCCCUCAAAAGGCUCUUGUAAAAACGUAGGUUAAAAUUCGGGUGAUUAUGAUUGGCAGUUGCAUAUCCUGGAAAGCAGGGUAUGAGGGUGGUUGGGAGCGGUGCCGAUUGUGUGGCCGAUUCUGCUUCUUGUAAAUAUUCCAAAAGCGCCAACUGUAUAGGCCUAGUUCCAAAGGGAAAGCCCCUUUUUAUACUCGUCCUGAAUGCGGCGGAAGUGCUGCUGGGCAUCGUCACGCACCCCCAGGCUGAGAGCAGGUGUCGGGACGCCCUCACCUCCAGCCCUCGCUGGGCUCCCUGCUAGGCGAGCUGCGUAGCAUACCUGCCAGGUGAGGAGGGUAGGACAGCCUGAAGCUUUCGCAGGCCUGUUUGGUUUUUUCCUCUUUUUAAAUGCAGCCCCAAGUGGCAUAUUCAUGUCACCGGCUCUGUGACGCAUAUAGAACAUUCUUGGGCAACCUGUGAUUAAGGUUUUCUUUUUUGAAGGCCUUUUGAGCAGGGGCUGCGCUGUCCUUCAGUGGACCCGAGAGCGAGGGGACGUUUGCGCUGGCUUGUCGCGCUCCGUGGCAUGUGGCACAGUGUGUCUGUGGGAUUCUGGGUAGGCUCCUUCAGGUGAGAGACGCUUCCUCCCCUUAAAGUCAUCUGUAGUAAAAUUCAUUCUGGGCAAACGUGGAAAAAAGUGCCUUAUUGUACUGCUCUUGAAGGAGUUUCACUAUUUUGGAUUGAUUCUAACGUGGACCUGAACUAUUUGAGCAAAUGAUACCGGGACAUACUCAGACUUUUUAGCUAUAUUUUAUACCUAAGAUUUCCUGUGAGAUUUAUUAAUGGAAUUAAGGGAAAUAGAAGCCUGUUACCACCAGUUAAUGCGUCUGGUUAGCCUAGCGAGGACCAGAUGUGAGCAGGAAGCCCCCUGCAGCAAGGCGUCCCUCCUUCUCAGCCUUCUCUUGGGAGCUAAGACACAGGUCAUGUGAACUUGUAUCUUCUUAUUUUCACAGUUGAAAUUUUAUAUUACUUUUUCAAAUUAAGUUACCGGAACCAGAGGGGAGAGCAUUUCAGACCCUGUGAGACUUUCUGUAGCAUUGAUUCCACUGUGGUACCGUGUGCUAGGAGUGAGCUUGGAAUGUGAAGGUGGGUGUUGAUGGCUGCUCUUCAGAAGAUUUCGGUUCCAGGAAACUAUAGGCACUCGUAGAACACACUAGAACACCCCCCCAGCUGAGGUGCCUGGCCACCCGUGUUCCAGAAAGCCCCUGCCUAAUAACCCUUGGGAGGUGGUGGUGUGUGCCAGCCUGGCCCCAGGUGCUCCAGUGGAGCAUCCAGAUGGCCAGUGGCCACUGCCCCCGUCCUCACAAGUAGUAGAUACAGGUGUGUUCACAGGUUAGGAGCGUAGCUUAUGUGGCUCAGUCCACAGAGAGCUGCAUUGAAGUGGUGAGUUGGGUAGCCUGCAGGCACCACAUAGGAGAGAUCCAGACCACUUCCCCACCCUGGGCAGCAGGAAGGCUCACAGUUAAUGGACUUAUUUUAUCACCGAGGACUUAAUGACGCAAUGAGCUGAGUUUACAAAAUUUUACCGCUUUUUGAAAUAGUCUGAGUGUGUUGUGGCUUUGAAACUAAAAAUCUGCAUGUUGUCUCUGGAAAGUAGCCAUUCAGGCAUACUUUCUUCUAGUUAGUGGUAAGAAACGAAUCCUAUUAGGGCACCUUUGUUCAAGCCAGACCUCAUGGCUACUUUAAGGUCUGUUUUUGUGUUGUCUGAGUCUGACAGGGGUGCCCCGGGACAGGUGUGUGUCUGUUAACAGUCUACACACACAGAGAAGUAAGCUUUCUCUUGAUAGAAUGUUCUUGAAAGGCCAAGUCGAGCCAGGCCUUCCGGAAAGGACUGGUUAGAAAGGCUUCCCACGGUCGCCUCCUGAUGCACAUGGCCCCUGAUCACGGGCUCUGUUAGUGCCAGCCAGGCCUGGGAACAAAGGCUUGAUUUCCUUGAGGGAAACUGGAAAAGGAAAGAAAGAAGCAGAAUUAGAAAGGAACGUUAUUUCCAUUUUCGGUGCACUUCUCGCAGUGAAAUCAGACCACCGUGAGCUGAACCCUCUUGGAAGAUCUGCUGCAACCAUUAUCUUUGUUCUUUCUUUAUCAUGCAUUUAAAGGAUAUGCAGGAGCAGUUAGCAUACCCUGUAAAUAUGGACCUCUUAAAAUGAAAUGUUAUUGGAAAUGCUUUCAAUUCAGCAGCAUCUUAGCUAUUUGUUAGUUCUUUUGUGUUGUCUUAUCAAAGUUUAAUGGAUACAGUUCCAUAAUUGUUGAUGUGUUUGUGUGUAUAUUCGAUUUUUAUAAAGAUGGUAGUAAGUCAAUACAUUUAUCCUGACCUGUGUAUUAUUUGUUCACAAAUUCAAGAAGCCAGUAAAUAUCAGUGUAUCUCAGAAGGUAAAUACAGCAGGUGACUGUGUGGCGCUGAGGUGUUUUUUCUUUAUCUUGUUUUGAUUUUAUGCUGUAAUAUAAGUUCACUUAGCUACUUAUCUGAGCGUAACCUUGCACUACCGUUGGUCUGGCCACAUUUGUUAAAUUCUUAUACUGAUAUCCUUCUCAAGGAGAAAUAUCGUCUCUUUUUUCCAAAAGAAAUAUUGCGGGUUCCCCCCUUUCUGGACAGGCAGCAUGCUAAGUGGGUGUCUGUGCCCCCUCCCCACGGGGGGGUGGGGGGGGACGGGAGAGGGGAGGGGGGUGGCAUCAUAACCAGUCCUAAUUGGGGGUCUUCCUUCUCAUGAUUUGUAAAGGUCCUGGAUAAACAAUUGUUUGUGCUUGGUUCUGUAGCAUUUCUGAAUUGUGACAGCUUAGAUCCUGCACAAAGGGGUCUUUUUUUAAAGGGCAUUUGGCUUAAUUAUGCAAACAGACUUUGUUGCUGGAAGGAGGCUGGGAGAGGUGUCCAGGGUGAGGGAAGAAGGAGCCUAGAAGUGGGGCGAGGAGAGUUGUAGCACGGAGGGGUGGUAACGAGGGUCUAUCAGAGGCUUUAUUCUAACACGCUGGCUCUGCACAGGAGUCAGCCGGUCUGGUGGGGAGGCCUGCGGGCGGGCGGCGGGCACGGUGGGCUCGGUGGAUGUCCGCUGGCGGCCCGGGCUGGAGGAGGGGCGUCUGCGCCAGGUCCAGCCCCUUGGGCUCGGUGGACCACCGGGCUCUUGGACCAGGAGGAGGCCUGGCUGGCUUGCGUGGAGGGUAGAUGAGAACUGAGGCCGUGUUGUUUUGAGAACCUGUCACUUUCUUUUUUUAGUUUUUUUGUUUUUUUGGUUUUUUGUGGUUUUUUUUGGCUUCUGGUUUUUGUUUUGUUCUGUUUGGCUUUUGUUUUCUUAUGUUUUUAAAUUUCUUUGUUGUUUAAUUGAAGGUAAGCUCAAUGUGCUCGUGUCCCCUUCUGGGGACGGGCAGGUUUUGGUCGAGGUCUGUGUGCAGAGCACCUAGAGCCGCUCUUGGGGGCUUCUGUCCUCCCUUCUGUCCCUUAGAUCCUGGAGAGGCAGCAGGCCGCUUGUCCAGAAGCGCGUCCCGGCGGGCACAGGCCCGCGCUGCCCUUGCUCUCGUAGUGCCUCUCCGGGCUUCACGCACGCCCCAGUAGAGCUGCUUUUACUUUCCUGUAGUCAGCUAGAGCCGCCCCGCCCUGCCCCGCCCCGUCCCCCCCAGCCCAGCUCCUUUCUCUUUGUUUGUUGGGGGAGGGGGUGGGGUGCUUGAAAGGUAUUAUUGAUUUUUUACAGGGUUUUAAGUGACAGAAUUCUAAAAGGGGAUUAACCAACAGAGGGCGGGGGUGGUGCGAAAUAGGACCAGGAGACGCCCCCACCCCCCAUGAAGGAAGCCACAGGAGUUUACAUCGAUAGAGGGAAAGUUGAGAUAUUCCAUUGUAUUUAAUGAGCAUUUUAAUUAACCUUCUCAACUCUUCUUAAAACUUGUGAAUGACGCGUUAUUUUGGACAUUGGUAAAUAUGAACUCUGCAAAGGCAGUCAGCCUUGACUUCUAUUAAAUCCUAAGGAUUUUGUGUAAGGUUUUUUACAACCUAUUUAAUUUUUCUCGUUUAAAGUGCCCUUGGUUUUGUGUCCUAGAACCAAACAAAACUCACUGAUUCAUAUUGGAUCCCAGGUAUACCUUCUGGUAGCGUGUGGUUGGGAAGGAUCAUUGGUUUUACACGUGUAACCUGCCCUUUCUAGAGAAGGUGCAGAAAAUCUUAACUGGCUCUUUUCUGUGCCGUGUUUUGGUAGGAAAUCUUUUCAUUAAGAUGGGCAGGCAGAACAGGUAUUUUUAGUGAGAAGUUGCUUUUUGCUUUUACUUCUUACCAACUAAAAUGUAAAAAGGCCUCCAUGUUGGUGUUUUGUUUUACUAAUUUUGAAAGGUAUGUAGAAAAAUACAGGCCUUUUAAAAAGGAACAUGAUGUAGUCUUUGAAUUUUAAUAUUUUCCAGAGUGGACAAACAGUUGUACUGUUUUAAUAUAUUCUGUAUUUAGUAAUUUAUAUACUCUAGAAAGUAGACCUCUUGCU
Eubalaena glacialis (North Atlantic right whale) is the source of this 8964-nucleotide messenger RNA. RefSeq names its product RNA binding motif protein 33 (gene RBM33). The transcript has 18 exons. Bases 502 to 4011 code for a protein of 1169 amino acids. Lineage: Eukaryota; Metazoa; Chordata; Mammalia; Artiodactyla; Balaenidae. The record is from RefSeq and is a predicted model, not a curated record. Gene Ontology annotation, molecular function: RNA binding.